Molecule: messenger RNA, 267 nt
Organism: Ilex paraguariensis (yerba mate)
Lineage: Eukaryota; Viridiplantae; Streptophyta; Magnoliopsida; Aquifoliales; Aquifoliaceae
Source: the annotation of a GenBank genome assembly
GCCGAGUAUGGGCGAGAGAGCGCAAAAGUUGAGGAGAAAACGACGCUGGGUCUCCUAGGCACUAGCGACAGUGAGGCGAGACUUGGGCGUUGGUGUGCAGGCGAGGCUUGGGCGUUGGUGCUAGGGUGUGUGGACGAGGACAAAGAUGCAAAAGGGAGAGGGAUAGGGCGAGGGCGUGCUGGCAAGGGAGCACGUGCUAGGGCGUUGGUGUUGGGUGCGGCUGUUGGCGUUGGGCGUUGUGGCUGUUGGGUGCCUGGGUGUCUGGCU